This is a messenger RNA of Gasterosteus aculeatus aculeatus (three-spined stickleback), 1204 nucleotides long. RefSeq names its product immediate early response 2a (gene ier2a). Lineage: Eukaryota; Metazoa; Chordata; Actinopteri; Perciformes; Gasterosteidae. The record is from RefSeq and is a predicted model, not a curated record.
UCCUAUGACGCCGAGGCAGUGACGUCAACAAGGUAAUAAGUACUUGUCCUGCUCCCCGGUCUGUUUCGUGUCUGUGUGUGAAGUCAGCGGGGGAAGAUUGUGUGUGUGUGGGGGAAGAAAAAGCACAAACAUUAACGAGUGAUUAUUUACCCGGGACUAAUUCUCAAAACCAGCCGGGACAUGGAGGUCACCGCCGAGGCCAAGAGGAUCAUGGUCGUGGCUUUGGGGAAACUGUACAGCUCCCGCACCGAGAGAGGAGGUCUCCGUCUCCACCGCAGCCUCCUCCUGACGCUGGUCAUGAAAUCCGCGCGGGACAUGUACCACGCGGCCCAGGCAACGGCGGAGUGUGUGGCCGGAGGACACGAACAACAACAACAACAACAACCGCAGCAGCAGCAGUCGACGGCCGAGCGGACCGCAGAGUCCUCGGGCGCCCAAAUGGAGCUCCAGGUCACCGCUUCGCUCGACCCCGUAAAGCCCCGGGGUUCAACCCGGGAGGAGGCCGUGUCCUCCCCCGCCGUCGACCGGCGCGGCGACGCCGAGAACAAGGAGAACCUUUGCCCGACCGGCCCCGCGCAGCGCUCCAGGAAGAGACGCGGCAAAGCGGCCACGGAGCCGGACUUCCUGCCUUGCAAGAAGGCCAAACUUGAGCAGGCGAUGUGCCCCCAACAGCUCAGCGCCGUGAAUUCCGUGCUGCUGGACUACGUGAAUUGCAGCAGUAAACUGGGAGCAGCCCCAUCCCCCAUUCCCGUGCAGAGGGCCAUCGCGGCGUGUUGAAACCUGGCGCACAUUUGCACAAGCGGAUCAUCUCAACGACGCGGCGGCCACGGGUGCGGGGGACGCGCCCGCCGAGGGCCUCCGACCACGGGACAGAGACCCGGGGUGGUGACUAUAGUGCGCGCGGGUGUUCUGGAAAGUCCCGUGCAGGACUCCGGACGCGCCGGGCCACGUAACGGGAAACACCCGGAGCAGCGCAGUGGUGCGUAAAGGUCCCGGGGACUUUUUGGCCUCACUGCUGCGGCUCAGUACAGCUGGGAAGGGCGGAACUGAAUAAAUUGGUGUAUCCGGAUGGGGCCUCAAUGAAAAUGUACAGCUCAACAAAUGUAACAUUCUAUGAGAGUGGGGACCAGUGAAGAAAAUGUGAAGUCAAAUGUACAUAUAAAUGACAACUACCUCAGUAUUUAUUAAACAUUUUUGUACAGAA